Messenger RNA from Ruditapes philippinarum (Manila clam), 1598 nucleotides. RefSeq lists its product as uncharacterized. Bases 323 to 1450 code for a protein of 375 amino acids. NCBI's taxonomy places the organism in Eukaryota, Metazoa, Mollusca, Bivalvia, Venerida, Veneridae. The record is from RefSeq and is a predicted model, not a curated record. The transcript has 2 exons.
UUUCGUCUAGAAUUAUUUUCGGUAUUAAAUGAGAUUGUGCUCCGCGCAUGCGCAUCAGUGUGCUUCCGCCCUGUAGAAUGACAGGCAUUGAUAUUUUAUAAGCGAUUAAAAAAUCGGGUCUAAUCGUAGAUUAGAAUUAGAAUUAUUCAAGCAAUAAACAUUUUUUGUGUUCAGCAAACGUUGUUUGCCACUCUGAUAAAGAUUUGGAGUUUUCCUUUACGCGUAAAGGGUUGUUAUUGACAAUUUAUUUUGUGUAGCGUACGUGGUACGCCGAUAUCAUUUUAAAUCGGUUCCAAAUAUUUGCGUACGUGGUACGCUGAUCAUGGCAGAAAAAGCAAUUGUUGAGGAAAUGAAUUUGGUUGAUAAUGAAAGUGGUAAGAAAAGAUCUAGCGCUAAAGGAAAAGCUCCAGCAGAAAAAACGAAGGAAAAGCGAGCGGUCGAACCCGUCGCGAAAACUAGUGACAAUUUUAAUGACACUGUCUUGGCGUUUAUUAAAAACGUCCAAGUUUCGAUGAAAAAACAAGAUGAAAAAUUGAAUAAACUCGUUGAUAGAAUGGAUGAUGUUGAUAGGGCCAUGAAUGAAGCCUAUCAGUAUGAAGACGAGUGUUAUGAUUCCUACUCCGGGGAGCCGGAGGAAUAUGAGGAUACAUGUGAUAAUCCGAGCAGUAAACGAAAGUUUGAUGACAAUAACAAUUCCAGGUUUGCUCAAAUGUCUAAAAAGUUUAAAACUCAAGAAAUUUGUGACUCUGCUGUAGAUGAGACUUUAGCUUGUAAUGUGAAUGAAUUUUUUAAAUCUGGUAUUGAUGAAGAAAGGUAUAAUGAUCUCAUCAAAGAUGACAACAAUGCAAGGCCGGAAAAUUGUGACUCACUAGUAACAGUGAAAACUAAUCAAAUGAUUUGGGAUAGUCUUUCGUCUGUUGCACGUACAAAUGACAGAAAGCUUCAAAAUAUUGAAACGUCGGUCGUUAAAGCAGCUACAUUGUUGAUAAAGUCUGUGAAUGAAAUGGCCAAUAAAGAGAAAGAAGAUGAAAAGUUUGGUUUUGAAAUUGAUAGAUGUAAUGAAGUGCUAGCGUUACUUGGACAUGCAAACAAACAAAUAAAUUUGGCGAGGCGUGACUUCCUUAAGCCGGAAAUUAAAGAUGAUUAUGUACAUCUUUGUAAUCACAGCAUGCCUUAUACAAAGGAAUUAUUUGGUGAUGACCUUUCGAAGACGGCCAAAGAAAUUGAAGAUAUUGCCAGAAUCAGCAAUAAGAUUAACAGGAACCGUUUUAGCAGAGGUUCUUAUACAUUUAGAGGUCAAUUCAGGUCAAGGAGUAGGUUCAGGAGAUAUCCUGCUAGAGGCAGGCCAUAUUCACAUUCGGGUGCAAGUUCUUCCACCUCACACAUGUAUAAUUCUGAUGCAAAAAACUACCAGAGACGAGGGGCAAGCAAGCCUCAACAGAAAUAUUAACUGAAUCGUUUAGUGAGCCGCUGCAUUCAAAAGAUAAUAAUCGACAAAGCAACAGGAAUAUUGAUAGCUCCACUUUGGCCUACUCAGCCAUGGUUUACGGCGUUAAUGAGAAUAUUAGUGGACAAGCCUGUACUUCUACCCCAUUUGG